CUUAGCGUCGAAUCGUUUAGUCGAAAGAGAUUUGUGAACGCGUUCGGUUCGUCAGUCAUUGGAACUCUAGUUAAUAAGUGCAGUGAUUUAAGUGCCAAGUGUCUUAUUGCCUUGUAGAAAAUUGGGAUAAAUCACACAAGUGUUUGGCGACGUGGCUAUGCAUUCCUUUUAUGGAUUAUUCAUAUUUUGCAGCAUAUUUGCAUGCAUUCGAGCUGAAGCUGGUGAGUUUGAAAAACUAGUUAUACCGCCAACUGUUGCCAAGAGGGAUCUUACCAAUGGCAACACCAACGCCAGCCACUCGGUGUCCGCUCGCUCCUAUUUGGGCAGCCAGACAGCUGGCAGCGCGGAGUGCGCCUUUGGCACCGAGUGUACGCCGCUGCACGACUGCACGGCCAUGAUCUAUGAGGUGGCCAAGAAUUGCUAUUACGGCGAUAAGUCGCUGUAUUGUGGCGGCGGCGAGGAGAUGCCCUACGUGUGCUGUCCAAGCAGUCCGCUGGAGAAGAACCAGGUGUGCGGCAAGUCGCUGGUGCAGGGGCACUUCUACAAGGGCCUCGGCUCGUAUCCGUUUGUGGCACGCGUGGGCUUCAAGCAUGUCAACACGGGCGCCUUUGCCUAUCCGUGCGCUGGCUCGAUCAUUGCUCGACGCGUUAUCCUAACAGCCGCCCACUGUGCACUGGCCAAAGCCGAUGGCCAUCGACUCUCAUCGGUGCGCGUUGGCGAGUAUGACACCUCCAGUGAUCCGGACUGCGCUAGCACUGGCUUCUGCGCACCGCGCUCAGUGAAUCAUGCCAUUAGCCAUGUGAUUGUGCAUCCCGACUACAAGCAAGGCCAAUACCAUCAUGACAUUGCGCUGCUAGUGCUCAAAACACCGCUCAAUUACUCGGUGGCCACACAGCCGAUCUGUUUGCAAAAGACACGCGCCAAUCUGGUCGUGGGCAAACGGGCGACCAUUGCCGGCUGGGGCAAGAUGUCCACGUCGAGCCUUCGCCAGCCAGAGAUGUCGCAUCUGGACGUGCCGCUCACCAACUGGGAUUUGUGUCUGCGCAACUAUGGCUCGACGGGCGCUCUCGAAUCACCCAACUCCAUUGAGGGCCAAUGGAUGUGCGCCGGCGGCGAGGGAAAAGAUGUCUGCCAAGGCUUUGGCGGUGCGCCGCUCUUCAUUCAGGAGAACAACAUCUUCUCACAGAUCGGCAUUAUGUCCUUCGGCUCCGACAAUUGCGGCGGCCUGCGCAUACCCAGCGUCUACACGAGCUUGGUUUACUUCCAGGAAUGGAUACACGAUAAUACGCCACCAGAGUAAACGCAGCUCCAGUUCACAUUUCACCUAAACUAAGCCUCAAAUUUAUAUAUAAAUAU
Messenger RNA from Drosophila hydei, 1356 nucleotides. Its product is annotated as chymotrypsin-like protease CTRL-1. The record is from RefSeq and is a predicted model, not a curated record. NCBI's taxonomy places the organism in Eukaryota, Metazoa, Arthropoda, Insecta, Diptera, Drosophilidae. Gene Ontology annotation, biological process: proteolysis. The transcript has 6 exons. Bases 158 to 1300 code for a protein of 380 amino acids. Gene Ontology annotation, molecular function: serine-type endopeptidase activity.